Molecule: messenger RNA, 2492 nt
Organism: Nannospalax galili (Upper Galilee mountains blind mole rat)
Lineage: Eukaryota; Metazoa; Chordata; Mammalia; Rodentia; Spalacidae
Gene: Pif1
Product: PIF1 5'-to-3' DNA helicase
Exons: 11
Coding region: 684-2483 (599 amino acids)
Biological process (GO): telomere maintenance; DNA repair
Molecular function (GO): DNA helicase activity
Source: RefSeq, a predicted model, not a curated record
UCUUCCUCUGAAAGCAGCCACAAGUGAGUCUGCCGGAUAUCUGAAGUGAUGGGGAGGCGAAAGGACGCGAUUCUUUUAGGGGUCCCCGCCGGGAGAGGUACAGUCGAGUGGGUCAGACCGAGCACGGAUUCCUGAGCCAAGGAAUUCCGUAAAUUCCCUAGGUAAACACUCACAGGUCCCGGAGCCCUAGAAUCACACUGACCCUGAUACCUACUAAUUUUUUGGCUUAUGAAGAAUGUGCCUAGCUCCCCUGUAUCCACCUCUGUAACAGUGAAACCUUCCUGACUCUGUAGAAACCUGGAAGACAGAGGGCAUCUGUCUCCUUCCCGUCUCCCCACGUGUGACCUCUGUUUCCUGGUCUCUGCGGAUUCCCGUGCUGCCCUGGGUCUCUUAAAGCAGGAAUCUUUUCUGGGCAAGGACGUGGCCCUUGCAGGACUUCCAGGCUUUUGACGCUGCGGGGCCCACCGCUCCGGGAACCGCAGCGGACGGCAUUUUUAGAGUGGGUUUUCUGUUCGCCUCGGGGCGCUUGUACUAUCUCUGCGGCCUCCUGUCUCUGUUAUCAGUGACUACCUCCGUGACCCUACGUGCGCAGAGUUCUCCGUCCCGGCAUCCAUUCCACUACUAUAUCCCGAUUUUCCGUGCUUCUGUGUUCGGGUCUCUGCACACCCGCAGAGGCCGUAGCCAUGCUCUCCGGUACGGAAGCUGCGGCUGCAGAAUGUGACGACGCGGAGCUGCGCUGCCGGGUGGCGGUGGAGGAGCUGAGCCCCGGCGGGCAGCCUCGGAAGCGCCAGGCCCUGCGCAGCGCAGAGCUGAGCCUUGGUCGCAACGAGCGCCGCGAGUUGAUGCUGCGGCUCCAGGCGUCGGGACCCGCGGGGCGUCCACGCUGCUUCCCUCUGCGCACCGCGCGUCUCUUCACUCGCUUCGCCGCGGCCGGGCGCAGCACCCUGCGGUUCACAGCAGACGGCGCCCCUCGGGCGGGCUCGGUGCAGCUGCUGCUCUCCGACUGUCCCCCAGACCGCCUGCGCCGCUUCCUGCGCACACUGCGUUUGAAGCUGGCGGGCGCCCCUGGUCCCGGACCUGCGUCUGCCCGCGCGCAGCUGCUUGGCCCGAGACCCCGAGACUUUGUCAACAUCAGCCCGGUGCAGCCGGAGGAACUGCGGCGUGCAGCGGCUACCCGGGUUCCAAACUCCACGCUGGAGAAGCGACCAACGGAAUCCAAGACGGAGUCCAAACCUAGCAAGGAAGCUCCAAGGUGGCCCCUGCCUGUGAAGAAGCUGAGUAUGCACCCCACCAAGCCACAGCUUUCUGAGGAGCAGGCUGCUGUGCUGAGGAUGGCCCUGAAAGGCCAGAGCAUUUUCUUUACUGGGAGUGCAGGCAUUGGCUCAGGUCAGGCUCCUCUGGCCCAGUGUGUGGCCCUGGCCCAGCGGCCAGGUGUGCAGCAGGGCUGGCUGAAUUGUCAACGCCUAGUCAUUGAUGAGAUCUCCAUGGUGGAAGCAGACUUGUUUGACAAGCUGGAAGCUGUGGCAAGAGCUGUUCGGCAGCAGAACAAACCAUUUGGAGGGAUCCAGCUCAUCAUCUGUGGGGACUUCCUACAGUUGCCACCAGUGACCAAGGGCCUCCAGCCCCCUCGAUUCUGCUUUCAGGCCAAGAGCUGGAGGAGGUGUGUGCCAGUGACUGUAGAGCUGACUAAAGUGUGGAGACAGGCAGACCAGACCUUCAUCUCCCUGCUGCAGGCUGUGAGACUGGGCAGAUGUUCAGAUGAAGUGACUCGCCAGCUCAGGGCCACAGCUGCCCAUAAGGUAGGGCAAGAUGGAAUUAUGGCCACGAGACUCUGCACCCACCAGGAUGAUGUGGCCCUUACCAACAAGAAGUGUCUGCAGGAACUUCCAGGUGAGGUACACAGCUUCGAGGCUAUGGACAGUAACCCUGAGCUAGCCUGGAUCCUGGAUGCCCAGUGUCCCGUUAGCCAUGUCCUUCAACUAAAGCUGGGGGCCCAGGUCAUGCUGGUGAAGAACUUGGCGGUAUCUCGGGGCCUGGUGAACGGUGCCCGGGGAGUGGUGGUUGGGUUUGAAGCUGAAGGGAGAGGGCUGCCCCAGGUACGGUUCCUGUGUGGUGUCACUGAGGUCAUCCGCACUGAUCGCUGGACGGUACAGGUCACCGGGGGCCAUUUCCUCAGCCGACAGCAGCUUCCCCUCCAGCUGGCCUGGGCAAUGUCCAUCCACAAGAGUCAGGGCAUGUCUCUGGAUUGUGUAGAGAUCUCUCUGGGCCGUGUGUUUGCCAGUGGUCAAGCCUAUGUGGCCCUCUCUCGGGCACGUAGCCUACAGGGCCUGCGUGUGCUGGAUUUCAACCCUACAGUAGUUCGCUGUGACUCCCGAGUACUGCACUUCUAUGCAACUCUCCGGCGGGGCAGAAGCCACAGUCUGGAGUACCCAGAUGUUGAUGAGGCAGACUCAGACCAGGAGAACAUGGAUCCAAACCUCUGACCUUGGUUG